GAGAGAGCGAGCUUCGGAGCUGCGGCGGCUGGAACAGGUCGCUCCACCCCGCCCAGGAUCAGGCGAGGGGGAACGGGCUGGGCUGCGGCUGCCAACUCGCGCGGAGCGCGUGUGCGAACUCCCGGAGCGGCGUCCCGCGCCCAGCCUCCUCCUUGCGGGGCGCGCGCUCCUCGCUCCCCGGGCCCGCGGCCUCCCCCGCAGCCCUUCCCCACUUUAACCCCCUUUGGCAAUCACAUGGCAUUUUAAGAAUGCCGGAAAGAUGGCGGUAGCGGCGGCGGCGGCAGCGGCGGCGGCGGGGCCGAGCGGCGGGGGAGGCGGCCGGGCGCAGCGGAGCGGGCUGCUGGAAGUUUUGGUGCGGGAUCGCUGGCACAAAGUUCUGGUGAACUUGAGCGAGGACGUCCUGGUUUUGAGCAGCGAGGAGGGCGCCGCGGCGUACAACGGCAUCGGGACCGCCACCAAUGGCUCGUUCUGCAGGGGCGCCAGCGGCGCGCAGCCCCCGGACUCGCCCGCGGGGGUCCGCACCGCCUUCACCGACCUGCCCGAGCAGGUGCCCGAGGCCAUCUCCAACCAUAAGCGCGGCGUGAAGGUGCUGAAGCAGGAGCUGGGCUGGUUGGGCAUCAGCAUCAAGGGGGGCAAGGAGAACAAGAUGCCCAUCCUCAUCAGCAAGAUCUUCAAGGGGCUGGCGGCGGAUCAGACCCAAGCCCUGUACGUGGGCGAUGCCAUCCUGUCGGUGAACGGGGCAGACCUGCGGGACGCCACCCACGACGAGGCGGUGCAGGCGCUGAAGCGCGCUGGCAAGGAGGUGCUGCUGGAAGGUAAGGGGUUAACGCCGCGCGGGCCGCGCACACACCUCCUCACCCUCUCACCGCACCCUCACGCUCACCCACUUGCCGGUACAGCCUAGGGGCCCGGCGUGGGGGGGGUGUGGCGGGGAGUUUGGACAACUUUAACCCAGCUGGGGGCAACUUGUCCCUACGCGAGAGUCGCUGCAGGCUUGGACCCAGCGGGGGUGUGUGCAAAGGCUGGGCGAACAGGGUUUCUGGAGCUACGUAGCAGAUGGUUAGGGCACCGUGUCCCAUUUUUACCCGCGGAUAAUCCGAGGGUAGCGUAGGGGCCCGGGAAGUGGGACUGGAAAUGAAAGGCAGCGGUCCAUGCUACGGUUAGAGCUCACUAAUCGCAACUCUCAUGGUUUUCUGCUUUGGCACCAUGUUCUUCUCAGAAGCCUGGGCAAUCCAUUUAAAAGGGUUGAGUCCUCAAGAAGACAGGGAGGAGUGGCAGU
Molecule: messenger RNA, 1279 nt
Organism: Ailuropoda melanoleuca (giant panda)
Lineage: Eukaryota; Metazoa; Chordata; Mammalia; Carnivora; Ursidae
Product: beta-1-syntrophin-like
Exons: 2
Coding region: 260-904 (214 amino acids)
Cellular component (GO): dystrophin-associated glycoprotein complex; intracellular anatomical structure; synapse
Molecular function (GO): protein binding; structural molecule activity
Source: RefSeq, a predicted model, not a curated record